UCGCAUCUCAAGAGGAACCAACUUCUCUUUGUUUAGGUCGAAUAUAUAUAGUAUAAUAAAAUGUCCCAUUGAUCCAUCCCCUAUUAUCACCCUAACAAUUUGCGAGAGAAUGAUGGAGGAGUUGCAGAAGAAGAGUGGCGGUGGACCUGUUGAAAUAGAUGAAAGCAGUAGGAGAGAGUUGCUCUCUCCGGAAUCCCAGUUUUUCUCUCCCACCGCCGACUUGCUCCCUCCCGAAUCGGAGAUGCUCCCUCCGGCUUCAUGGAGACUCAACAUCAACGAGUUCCGUUUGCCAGAUCGUCGCUCCUACGAUCAAUCUUUCAGUUUGAGACGCCUCAUUCGCACACGAAAUGUUGAAGGGUUCUUUGAAGUGAGCUAUUUGGGAUGGUCUGGAGUCUGGACACUUUGUGGGAAUUUUGAGAAUGGACACAUCCCUGGAAAGAACGCCCCCUUAUACAGAAAAU
Ilex paraguariensis (yerba mate) is the source of this 461-nucleotide messenger RNA. NCBI's taxonomy places the organism in Eukaryota, Viridiplantae, Streptophyta, Magnoliopsida, Aquifoliales, Aquifoliaceae. The record is from the annotation of a GenBank genome assembly.